AACCCCCGCUCAGUUCCUUGUCCCCCACUCUCCCAACCCCGCAAGCGCUCUGGGCCCUAGCCCCUGCCCCAGCUAUGGCUCCUGGGGCUCCCUCAUCCAGCCCCAGUCCUGUCCUGGCUGUACUACUCUUCUCCUCUUUGGUGCUCUCCCCCGCCCAGGCCAUUGUGGUUUACACGGACAGGGAGGUUCACGGUGCUGUGGGCUCCCGGGUGACCCUGCACUGCUCCUUCUGGUCCAGUGAGUGGGUCUCGGAUGACAUCUCCUUUACUUGGCGCUACCAGCCCGAAGGGGGCCGCGAUGCCAUCUCGAUCUUCCACUAUGCCAAGGGACAGCCCUACAUCGAUGAGGUGGGGACCUUCAAAGAGCGCAUCCAGUGGGUAGGGGACCCUCAAUGGAAAGAUGGCUCCAUUGUCAUACACAACCUGGACUAUAGUGACAACGGCACUUUCACCUGUGACGUCAAAAACCCACCAGACAUAGUGGGCAAGACCUCUCAGGUCACGCUCUAUGUCUUUGAAAAAGUGCCUACUAGGUACGGGGUGGUGCUGGGAGCCGUGAUCGGGGGUGUCUUGGGGGUAGUGCUAUUGGGGCUGCUGCUUUUCUACCUGAUUCGAUACUGCUGGCUACGCAGGCAGGCCGCCCUGCAGAGGAGGCUCAGUGCCAUGGAGAAGGGGAAAUUACACAAGCCUUCCAAGGACUCGAAGCGCGGCCGGCAGACGCCAGUGCUGUAUGCCAUGCUGGACCACACCAGAAGCACUAAAGCUGUCAGUGAGAAGAAGGCUAAGGGGUUGGGGGAGUCUCGCAAGGAUAAGAAAUAGCGGUUAGCGGGCCGGGCGGGGGAUCGGGGGUCAGGGGUGGAGCCCUCCAAAGGCGCUAAAGUGGUGGUCAUCGAGAUGGAGCUACGAAAGGAUGAGCAGAGCUCGGAGCUCCGGCCUGCUGUCAAGUCCCCCAGCAGAACCAGCCUCAAGAACGCCCUCAAGAACAUGAUGGGCCUGGACUCAGAAAAGUGAUCACCACCCGCCCCCCAGGCCUUGCCGGAGCAGGGGGACCUAGGCUCCUCUCUCCCCCGUCUAGGUGCUUUCCUCCUUAGCUCCCCAGCCCUGCCCUGCCCUGCCCUCACCUCCUUUUGAGAUGUAAGUUUCAUUCCAAAAUUCACUCCUUCAUUCAUUUUCUUCCCUACCUUCACCCCCCUGGCUCUCCUGAAGCCCAGGGCCCCAUCCUACCCUUUACUUGCCCCAAGGACUGUGUGUUUGGUGCCUGUUCCUCUGGCACUGAGAAGAAAGGGACCUUGAAUACCCCUGCCUCAACUCUAGGCCACCUGGUGUUUCCAUCCCCUGCACCACCUAGCCUGUCCCUUUAGCUCUUUUCUCUCUGACCUUCCCUCCCCUCUAUCAGGUGGCCCAGCUCCAUACUCUGUCCUCCCAGCUAACACCCAGAUCAGUCAGAUCACACUCUCCUUCAGGGUUUAUUUAGGUUGUUAUUUUUUAUUUUUUAAUCCUUGCUUCUUCGUUCAUUUUUUUUAUCUGUGCCCAUGCUCCACCCUCCUCCCAUGACUGAGUACCAAUGACGUCAUGUAGCUUUGGCAAUUCCUCACCCCCUCAUUAAAUCCUUAAUGGAGAGCCAGCCCAAGCAGAGGGGGCCCUGAUCCUCAAACCUCAGCUACAAGAAUGGUGCCCCUUGACCACUCUGAAGCACUGUUCUGGGAUUCAAGGUCACAGGAAUGGAGAGAGAAUGUGAGAGACAAGGAAUCCUCAUAGGUUGGGGUGUUGAGGAGGGGGCAAAUGAGCCUUAAGAAAUAGCUUUUAAAUAACCAAAGAAAAAGCCGGAAAAACAAAUGGGAAAAAAGGGGAAAGGGAAGAGGCUGCACUCCCAGCCAUAGGGGAUUCUUAGGAUUUUUCUACAUUCUGUAUAUUUCUUCUCAAACCCCCAAAUAUCCUUACAUGUUUAAUAAACACUGACAUUUCCAGAA
Sus scrofa (pig) is the source of this 1969-nucleotide messenger RNA. RefSeq names its product myelin protein zero (gene MPZ). Lineage: Eukaryota; Metazoa; Chordata; Mammalia; Artiodactyla; Suidae. Gene Ontology annotation, cellular component: plasma membrane. Gene Ontology annotation, biological process: myelination. The record is from RefSeq and is a predicted model, not a curated record.